CUAUUCCCUUCCAUUAAAAAAUAUGAAAAUUAUAUCAGGCUAAUUUGUGUCAUAUUCAUGCAUUUUGCCCAAAAACUUUUAACUUGGCUAACUAAUUGAAAUGUUUGCUACAUUUCUGUCGAGCCGACUCUUCUGGGAAUAUUUGGAUGAAUGCUUUUAGUUUGUUUUCCAGUAUCAGUCGCAACCCGAAAUCGAUGUGUGACACCAUGUUGAAUUUGACCACAAGGCAUCAUGGGAAAUAUGCAAAUUAGAUAGUUCCUCACAAAUUCCAUGACUCGCACGUAUGACUGGAAACUAAUUUAAGAUACAUGCAGAUGUGCUGAAAAUUGUCGGGUUCUGAAUAAACAAAAAGACAAACGUUAUUUAAAAACUAAAAUGAACUUUUAUAAGAAUUCUUAGAGAGCAUUCCUAAUGAGCACAAUGACAGAAUAUGGGUGUAAAAGCUAGCAGCUUGAUGUGGUGCGAAUACAACGGCUCCAGUGUGCUGCCAAGGGAAGACAAGCCUGCUAGUUAUUUUUACUGUUACAAGGUGCCACCUCCGAGUUAUAACCACAACUGGACUGAUCUACACUAUGCAGCAAGUCAUGGCAAUGUUAGACGAAUCCAUGAAAUCAUUCAUAAAACUGGGACAGUGAAUAUUGACAGAAAAGACUAUUAUGGCAAAACUCCUCUAUACUGGGCAGCUUACAAGGGACAUAAAGCAUGUAUGGAAGAACUUAUCAAAUUUGGUGCCUCUGUGAAUACAAAAUGUCGACAUGGUGGAACACCGCUACAUGCUGUUGUCAGCGUAUAUCCUGAAUGUGCCUUAAUCUUAAUCAAGCAUGGAGCAGAUGUGAAUGUGUCCGACAACUGGGGUGUAACACCCAUGUACCUGGCAGCAUCAGGCGGACAGACUGAGGUUAUACGUUACCUUGUAGCUGCAGGGGCACAACUUUCAUUCAGAAAUUUGAAAACUGGUGACAUUCCAAAAGAGUUGUUGAAACACAAAGAAUUCUGUGAUAGACUGAUUUCAAUGUCUCAUAACCCACCAACAUUGCAGCAGUUAUGUCGUGUUAAAAUACGACAUCAGCUUGGCGCUUCUCCACAACACAAACUUCAUGACCUUAAGUUGCCACGACAACUGAAAGAUUUUGUGUCCUUGAAAGAGUUUGAUUGAGUUUUUUGUUUUAACAGAAUUUUCUGAUUACAUCCAGGAUUAUCUGAUUAGGAGAUGCUGAAUGUGAGAAAGGGGGAAAUUGCUUCAAGAAAAAAUGUCAUAACUUGGUCAUGCCUUAUUGAAUGUUGUUGAUGUGCGCUAGUUUGUGAAACAAUUCACGUAACAGUCAUUUUUAAUGCUAAUUAACAUGUGAUUAAGAACAUUAUUAAGGAAUGUAUGUGUACGAUGAUUCAGAAAGGAAUAUGUUGCAGCAGGCCGGUUCUCUAAUUUCAUAUAUCAUACCAGCUUAUAUUGUAUGUCUCUAUAAUUUUGCUAUGUAUAUUUAAGAAUAUAUACAUGUGUAGAGUAUAGUAUGAGUGUCUUUUCAAAUUUAAUUUAUUGAAUGAGUUGAAUAAAAUGAUAAAAUGCGAAGUUCCACUGAGCAUUUUAUGAUUUUUAUUCAAUGAGUUUAGUAAAUUUGAUGUGGAAAGACAGAAAUGUUAAUAUGUUCUUUUUAUCAUAUUUCUUUCUGCUGAAAUAUCAGAAUUUUCUUUCUUUCUUUACUUAUUACAGGCAAAGUAAAUUUUACAGAUACCUUCUAUAGUCUCCUUUACUUGAAACGAAGUUGACAUCAAAAUAUUGUAACACAAGUGUAAUAUCAGAUUUUUGAAAUGGCAAGAAAUCACUCCCUGUAUGUCAAAUAUUUUGGAUUGGGAAUAUUCACAUUCCGGUUGUUUAAGCUUUGAUUGAUUGAUUGAUUUCAACAUAUAAUGUAUAAAAAUUCUAUAUAACAUGGCAAAUUAUCAUAUACAUACAAAAUAAACAAUAUUAAAAACAAAUCUGUAUGAAUAUAUAUUGAAAUGUGCCAUAAUUUUUGUUCUUCUCUAGGAAGGAAAUAUGAUUUCAAAUGUGACUUGAUGUUUAUGUUAUGCAUUUACUUAUACUCCUUUACUUGAAACAAUGUUGUUCAAAAUGGUAAUUCAUGAUUUAUAAAGAAAGAAUUAUAUGUUGGGAUUUAAAUUGUGCAUUUUUAGCUCAUCGAGUGCUCAGUCGAGUUAUUAUGAUCACUUGCCACCCAUCGACACUUUUUGUGCCCCCCCAUGAGUGGUGGGGGGCAUAUAGAUUUGGUCUUGUUCGUCCAUCCGUCCGUCCGAGUUCAUGACGCCUAGCUCAAAAAGUAUUUGAUAUAAAUUGAUCAAACCUUGCAUGAGUCUUUAUCAUGAUAUGAACUUGCGCACCUCCUAUUUUUCAUUUGGUUCCGUCCCCUAUUUUUAGAGUUAUGGCCCCUGAAAUAGGUAAAAAUGCCCAUUUUCACCUUGUGACGCGCCUAGCUCAAAAAGUAUUUCAUUUUCACCUUGUGACGCACCUAGCUCAAAAGUAUUUUAUAUUAAUUGAUUAAACCUUGUAUGAGUCUCUAUCUUGAUAUGAACUUGUGCACCUCCUAUUUUUUGUCUGGCUCCGCCCCAUAUUUUCAGAGUUAUGGCCCCUGAAAUACACAAAAAUGCACAUUUUCACCUUUUGACGCACCUAGCUCAAAAAGUGUUUAAUAUAAAUGGUUUAAAACUUGUAUAAGUCUUUAUCAUGAUAUAAACUUGCACACCUCUUAUUUUUUGGCUGACUCCACCCCCUAUUUUUAAAGUUAUGGCCCCUGAAAUAGCAAAAAAAUGCACAUUUUCCCCUUAUUAUGUGCCUAGCUCAAAAAGUAUUUAAUGUACAUUCAUGAAACCUUGCUUGAGUCUUUAUCAUGAUGUGACCUUUCACACAUGAAUUCUUCUUGAGAACCUUUACGCUUAUUACAGAGUUAUGGCCCUUUAAAUAGCCAAAAUAGUGGAUUUUUUGUGUGUGAUGCUCAUAGGUCAAAAAUAUAUGGCCUAGAAUAAUGGAUCCUUUUUAUAAAAUGUUUGUUUAGGGUAAACCCCAUUAACACUGCAAACAUUUGAAUUAUUGCCCCUUAUUUGUGACAAAUGUACCAAUGGGGGGCACACCCUGUGUCCUACAGACACAUUCUAGUCUCUAAAUAUGGUAAUAUCUCCUCUGGAACAAUUUGGUGAAAGUUGAUAUAACAUGGUCAGGAUUGUCCUCUGCCUAAGACUUUCAAAGAACUUCCUUCCAUGCAGAAUUCUAGUUGCCAUGGCAGUGGAAAAAAAAAACCCAUAAAAAUCUGAAACUACAUGUCCGAUUUAACCAUAAUUUGACAGAAAUGUUCCUUAGGUGACCUUCUACUAAGAAUGUUCAAAUUUUUCAAAUUUGUCUGAAAAUGUGGCUGCUAGAGGGCAUGGUCACUUUUCCCUAUAUAUAUAUGUGUGUAUAUUGGGAUCUUUGAAAAUUUUCUUGUCAGAAACUGCUUGUACAGUUUCAUGAUAAUUUCACAAAAAUGUUAUUGUUUGACCCUCUACCAAUAUUGUUAACGAAAAUAAGAAAAAUUACAAACACCACUUGUACAACUUUAAAAUAGUUCCUUGCAUUUGGAGGCUCAAGGGCCAAAAUGUACCCAUUAUGAGUCAGGCGAGUGACAUAGGCCGGUCAUGCCCUCUUGUUAUAUUUAUUAAUUGAUUGAACAUUGCUUUUUAUCCCUUAUUUUUUGUUGUGAAAUAAUACAUUUAAAUGUGCAAUGUGUUCACAUAAAUGCAUAAGCCUGUAUGUGACAUAAAAUGCAAAUCUUAAGUUGAUAAAUAAGUGAUAUAUUCUUUAAUUUACAGUGGACAUUGUAUAUGCAACUUUUCUGUUAAACGAACAAUUAAAAUCAAGUCAAACAUUUUUACUGUAUAAAUAUAUCCUAUUUAACAAUAUUUUUUUUAUUACACAAAAAGGGCCCACAUAAAACUGGCCCCAGCAAGUAAAGUUACCUGCAGAAGUUUUUAUCAAAUGGGAAUUUUAGCGGAUAGGUUUGCACAUGUAUGUACUUAACCUUUCUUAUUGUUCAGCAAACAAAUAAUUUCAACAGAUUUUAACAAUAUUUAUAGUAUUAUGCACAUUGUAUAUCGGCAGUUCAGCAUUUUUUUGAAGAGACCACUUUUUUUUGUGGUCCAUUGUGUGGUCUUUUGAUACAAUAAUUUAUGUGGAAGUUAAGUGGAAUGGUUUUAAUGAUAAAAUAUAUAUACGGUACAUGUUUAUUGCAACUAAUCUACAGCAAAUUUUGCCAGUAUUUGUAUUAUUGUAUUGUAGUCCAUCUAUUUUUUUAUAGCUUUUUAUAUCAGUUGUUUGUAAAUCUGUAAAGUUGUCAAUUUAAAAAAACAUGAAAAUUGAAAAUAUGCUAUGCUGAGACACAGUAAUAAAAUAGGAUCUAUAAUCAAAAUGUAAACAAUAAUGCUAAGGCAUUUUACACAGCAUUUCAUUUUCAGUUUGUGAUCUUUUACAAUAAUUUGUAGUGUGUGUUUUACUUAGAUUUGCAAGAAAAUUAAUCAAUUUUUUUUUUUUCAGAAUUAUCUUUGUUCUGGUCAGAUUUGAAAGAAAGUGAAUGAAUUCUACUUCCAGAAUUAUGCCAGGUCUUAUCAUUUUUGCAAGAUAGUAAAUUUUUACCACUUUCAGAAUUGUGGUAGGUCUUGUCAGAUUUGCAAGAAUUUAAAUGUGUUCCAAACCCAGAAUUAAGCUAGCUCUCAAUUAAUCUUUCUCUUAUAUAUUUAUCUGGGUUUUUUUACAGUGUGUAUAUUGAGAUUCUGCAUUUUUCUAUAAGUUUUGAUUAACUUACUUAAUUAACCUUUAGCCUGUUGGAGGUAAGUGAUUGUGAUUUUGCUUUUGCGACCAGCGCAGACCAAGAUCAGCCUGCACAGACAUGGUCUGCAUUAUUCACUAUUCACUCAGUAAAUUUUCAGUGAACACCCCUUUGAAUAAGAAGUGGUAAUGCCCAAAUUUAAUGAUGGAUCAGUCCAUUUUAAAAAAUUUGCAGGGUAAAAGUUUAAAAACUGUUCCAUGCAUGGAUAUGUCAGUUGUACAUGUUUAUACAGAAUGAUAUUGACCAGUCAUGUAAAUUAUUGAAAUUAGGUGCAUAGGCAUUUAAACUUACUAGGAUAGUAGACAGCUUUUUAGUGUUUUUGUAGGAAAUUAAAUAUUUUCUAAUGUUCUUAUUUCAAAAUAUUGUCAUACACUUCCUCUAAAAUUCAUUAGUCAACCUUAUAUAUAUUCUGGCAGUUGUUCGCAUUGUGCAAGACUAUGUUGUCAGUACACAUAAUUCUCAUUUGGAAAGGGAAUAAACCAAUUGCUGGGUUAAAAUAUCUUCACACCCUCACACUGCAAAACAAGUUACUGUGAAUGUCUACACGUACUUGUACAUAAAGUUCACACUUAGAAUGUUGCUAUAGUGACACAUGUUUUUUAGCUCACCUGUCACAUAGUGACAGGGUGAGCUUUUGUGAUCGCCCUUUGUCCAUCCGUCGUCUGUCCGUCCACAAUUUCCUUGUGAACCCAAUAGAGACCACAUUUUGUAUUUGAUUUUAAUCAAACUUCCACACAACUUGUAUGGGCAUAAUAUCUCGGUUACUUUCGAAAACUGGCCAGAUCCCAUCAUGGGUUCCAGAGUUAUGGUCCCUUAAAGGGCCAAAAUUUGCCAUUUUUGGCUUGUGAACACGAUAGAGACCACAUUUUGCAAGCAACUUUAAUAAAACUUGCACACAACUUGUAUUGGCAUAAUAUCUCGGUUCCUUUCGAAAACUGUCCAGAUCCCUUCAUGGGUUCCAGAGUUAUGAACCCCUUAAAGAGCCAAAAUUUGCUAUUUUGGCUUUUGCAGCCAUAUAGAGACUUCAUUUAUGGUUUGAUUUGAUACAAACGUGCAAAAUAUCUUCAACAACAAUAAAUCUUGGAUUCCAUGAUAAAUCUGUCCGAUCCAGUCAUAGGUUCCGGAGUUACGGCCCCUGAAAAGAGCCAAAAUUUGGUCAUUUUUACCUUGUGAAGACGAUAGAAGUGACAUUUUAUAUUCGAUUUUAACCACACUUACACACAAUUUAAGUCACAAUAAGAUCUCAGUUCCUUUCGAAAACUGGCUAGAUUCCAUCAUUGGUUCCAGAGUUACUGCUCCUGAAAGGGGCAAAAUUUUCUACUUUGGCCCUUUCAGCCAUAAAGAGGUUUCAUUUAUGCUUUGAUUUGAUAAAACGCGCACAGAAUGAUUAUCUUGAUGAUCUCUAGGCCUGGAUCAAAACUGGGUCAUGUCGGGUCAAAAACUAGGUCAUCAGGUCAAAUCAAAGGAAAAGCUUGUUAACAAGCUAGAGGCCACAUUCAUUUGAUGUGCAUGAAACUUGGUCAGAAUGUUUGUCUGCAUGAAAUAUCGUAUGAAUAUUUAUCUGGGUCACGUGGGGUCAAAAACUAGGCCUCCAGGUCAAAUCAAAGUGUAAGCUUGUUUACACCCUAGGGGGCACAUUUUUGUUUUUAUCUUCAUAAAUUUUGGUCAGAAUGUUAUGAAGUCUUGGAUGAUUUCAAAUCUGGGUCACGUUGGGUCAGAAACCAGGUCACUAGGUCAGAUCAUAGGAAAAGCUUGUAUACACUCUAGAGGCCACUUUUUUGCCCCAAUCUUCGCAAAACUUUGUCAGAUGUUUGUUUUCGUGAAAUUUUGGACAAGUUUGAAUAUGGGGUAAAAAAACUAGGUCACUAGGUCAAAUCAAGGAAAAUGCUUGUUUACACUCAAGAGGCCACGUUUCUGGUCCAGUCUUAAUGAAAAUUGGUCAGAAUAUUUGUCUCCAUGAAAUCACUAGGUAAAACAUGUUUACACUGUUAUGGUGUGUUACUCAGGAGAGCGACCUAGGGCCAUCUUGGCCCUCUUGUUUCAAUUCUUCUGAAAUAGUUUUAUCUCCAACACUAAAAAAAUGAAUGCAAUGUUUGAAUCUUAUUGCAAAGUUUUUAAGUUACAGUGAAUGUGUACAUAUACUUGUACAUAAAGUUCACACUUUGAAAGUUGCUAUAGUAACAUAUAUUUUUUUAAUCCUUCUGAAAUAGUUUUAUCUGCAACACUAAAAAAAGGGAUGCAAUGUUUGAAUUUUAUUUUAGUGUUACAGUUACAUUGAAUCAAUAUAUACAGCAGCUUGAAUAUACUGAACCAAAGAGCUACCAUUUGCUGUCACUGAAAGUCAUUUUCUUCCCUCAUAACAGUUUUCGCUAGUUUGUAAUUUCUAGAUGUUUAGUGUAUUUUUGUGACUUUUCAAAGAUGCAUUGAAGUCGUAAAAUGAGUGAAUUAAUAUGAUUGCAUAAUUUGAUUUUUUUUGGAAAUUGUGAAAACUUAAUUAUCAACACCAUAUUGUUCUAAGCCUAGACCAAAUUCCAGUAAUUUUUAGAUUACUGGCAAAAGAACUGCUGGCAUAUUAGCUGUUUUAGUAUAUUAAGUUAUUGUAACAUUUUGAAAGCUGUUUAUAAUUCACAAAGAUGUUUUGACAAAUUUAUUCGAUAUUGCAUUACUGCACUUUUCAAAAAGAAGCCAUUAUAAUGCCUAUUUUGCCUCUGUACUUCCAAGAAAUUGGCAUGAUUUCAUUGCUGAGAUUAUUUCUUUACGAUAUUCUAAUACUUGUGGACAAUUUUAUAUAUUUGCAACUACUGUUUAAUAUACAAUAGAAUCCGCUUAUGAUAAUUUAUGCCUUACUUCCCUUGUCAGUACCGGUAGCCUAUAUUAAAGAUGGCUGGAGUAAAUUUGAUUUAACAGUCAUUUCAUACCAGUAAUAUUUUGUGCAAUACGUUUCCAGUAAGAGUUUAUUUGUUGCAGCCAGAUGCUAGAAUUAGUGCUAAUAUUUGUUGCUAUAUAUGAUUCUGUAUUUUGCUACUAGAAUGUAUGGUAAUGUUUUUGGUACUUUGUUCUUUAAGUGAUACUUACCCUUUUUGUUGUUUUAGGUAUGAUUCUAUUGAAUUUUCCCAAACUUUGAAAUAUAUAUGUCUACAAUAAAAUAAAUGACAAUCAA
Mercenaria mercenaria is the source of this 8007-nucleotide messenger RNA. RefSeq names its product ankyrin repeat, PH and SEC7 domain containing protein secG-like. The transcript has 5 exons. Lineage: Eukaryota; Metazoa; Mollusca; Bivalvia; Venerida; Veneridae. The coding region runs from base 431 to 1156 and encodes 241 amino acids. Gene Ontology annotation, biological process: intracellular signal transduction. Gene Ontology annotation, molecular function: protein binding. The record is from RefSeq and is a predicted model, not a curated record.